GUUUCGCGCAGGAAGCAGGCUCCAUUUUAGCGCCGCCCGCCGUCGCCAUCUGUUUCCCUUCCCUCCCCCUUACCCCCUCCCGUCCCCAAACCCCAUCGAGAAGGCUGGGCCUGGGGCGCUAGAGGUUGGAGUAAAAGGAGAAAAGGGAGAAAGGGAAGAAGCGGGAAGAAAAAGGGUGAGUCGAGAACGGUGAGCGGUAGAGGCCAAGGUGCGAAGCGCGCAGCCCAGCGGCCGGACUGACGGACGUGCCCGUGCUACGGCUGCCGCGGCUGCGGCGCCCGCGCGAGUCGCGUCGAAGCGGCGGCGGCGGCGGCGGCGGCGGCAGCAGCAGCAGCAGCAGCAGCAGCACCAGCGGAAACAGGAGGGGAGCAAUGGCGGCCGACAGCCGGGAGGAGAAAGAUGGAGAACUAAAUGUACUAGAUGAUAUUUUGACUGAAGUACCAGAACAGGAUGAUGAACUGUAUAAUCCAGAGAGUGAACAAGAUAAAAACGAGAAAAAGGGAUCAAAAAGAAAAAGCGACCGAAUGGAAUCUACUGACAUCAAGCGACAAAAGCCUUCUGUUCAUUCAAGACAGUUGAUUUCUAAGCCACUGAGCUCAUCUGUUAGCAAUAACAAAAGAAUAGUUAGUACUAAAGGAAAGUCAGUUGCAGAGUAUAAAAAUGAGGAAUAUCAAAGAUCUGAAAGAAGCAAGCGUCUAGAAGCUGAUCGGAAGAUUCGUUUGUCAAGCAGUGCUUCUAGAGAACCUUAUAAGAGUCAACCUGAAAAAACUUGUCUCCGGAAAAGGGACCCUGAUAGGAGGACCAAAUCCCCUAUGCCAGAUGGUUCUGAGAGAAUUGGGCUUGAAGUGGAUAGACGUGCAAGCAGAUCCAGCCAAUCUUCUAAGGAAGAAGUGAACUCUGAAGAAUAUGGCUCUGACCAUGAGACUGGCAGCAGUGGUUCUUCCGAUGAGCAAGGCAACAAUACUGAGAAUGAAGAGGAAGGGGUGGAAGAUGUGGAGGAAGAUGAAGAGGUAGAAGAAGAUGCAGAGGAAGAUGAAGAAGUGGAUGAAGAUGGAGAAGAGGAGGAGGAGGAAGAGGAAGAAGAGGAAGAGGAGGAGGAGGAAGAGGAGGAGGAGGAGGAGGAAGAAUAUGAACAGGAUGAGAGAGACCAGAAGGAAGAGGGAAAUGAUUAUGAUACUCGAAGUGAAGCUAGCGACUCUGAUUCUGAAUCCGUUUCUUUCACAGAUGGAUCUGUCAGAUCUGGUUCAGGCACAGAUGGAUCAGAUGAGAAAAAGAAGGAAAGGAAGAGAGCUAGAGGCAUCUCUCCAAUUGUUUUUGAUAGAAGUGGAAGCUCUGCAUCAGAGUCAUAUGCAGGUUCAGAAAAGAAGCAUGAGAAAUUAUCAUCUUCCGUUCGUGCUGUCCGAAAAGAUCAAACCAGUAAACUCAAAUAUGUCCUACAGGAUGCAAGAUUUUUUCUCAUAAAGAGUAACAACCAUGAGAAUGUGUCUCUUGCCAAAGCUAAGGGUGUUUGGUCCACGCUGCCUGUAAAUGAGAAGAAAUUAAAUGCUGCAUUCAGAUCUGCAAGGAGUGUUAUAUUAAUAUUUUCUGUCAGAGAGAGUGGAAAAUUUCAAGGAUUUGCAAGACUUUCUUCAGAAUCACAUCAUGGAGGAUCUCCUAUACAUUGGGUGCUGCCGGCAGGAAUGAAUGCUAAAAUGUUGGGAGGAGUUUUUAAAAUUGACUGGAUUUGCAGGCGUGAAUUACCCUUCACUAAGUCAGCUCAUCUCACCAAUCCUUGGAAUGAACAUAAACCAGUAAAGAUUGGACGUGAUGGACAGGAAAUUGAACUUGAAUGUGGAACCCAGCUUUGUCUUCUAUUUCCCCCUGAUGAAAGUAUUGACUUGUAUCAGGUCAUUCAUAAAAUGCGUCACAAGAGAAGAAUGCAUUCUCAGCCCCGAUCAAGAGGACGUCCAUCCCGUCGAGAACCAGUCCGGGAUGUGGGAAGGCGUCGACCAGAAGAUUAUGAUAUUCAUAACAGCAGAAAGAAACCAAGGAUUGACUAUGCCCCUGAGUUUCACCAGAGACCAGGGUAUUUAAAGGAUCCACGAUACCAGGAAGUAGACAGUUUCACAAAUCUUAUUCCCAACAGACGAUUUUCAGGAGUUCGCCGAGAUGUGUUUUUAAAUGGGUCCUACAAUGAUUAUGUGAGGGAAUUUCAUAACAUGGGACCACCACCACCUUGGCAAGGAAUGGCUCCUUAUCCUGGAAUGGAACAACCUCCACACCAUCCUUACUAUCAACACCAUGCUCCACCUCCUCAAGCUCAUCCCCCUUACUCAGGACAUCACCCAGUACCACAUGAAGCAAGAUACAGAGAUAAGAGAGUACAUGAUUAUGACAUGAGGGUGGAUGAUUUCCUUCGUCGCACACAAGCUGUUGUCAGUGGUCGGAGAAGUAGACCCCGUGAAAGAGAUCGGGAGCGAGAGCGAGACCGCCCUAGAGAUAACAGAAGAGACAGAGAACGAGAUAGAGGGCGUGAUAGAGAAAGAGAAAGAGAGCGAUUAUGUGACCGGGACAGAGACCGAGGGGAGAGAGGUCGAUAUAGAAGAUAAUGCGCUUUUGGAAGCACUGAUUGUUUAAAGAUAAAAAAAAUCUUGUAUUUUUUUUGUGUGUGUGUGUGUUUACAAGUAGUAAAUUUAUUUUCAGCGGUCUACUUAAAGUUCAUUGUGUAGAAGGGUUAAUUAAAUCCCUCUUUGUUCCAAGCAUGCGGUAUAAUAAGAACUGGAAAAACUCAAAUCCUCCAAAAAUGCACAGUUGACAGUUUGAGUUGACACUUUUAUUGGAGCAGAAUGGAACAGUCCAAGAAUGUAGAUAUUGAUUCAUUCUCCAUAAAUGUUCAUCUACUUAUAGUGUGUUCAUCCUAGAGUUAUUUUUUGUUUUUCUUUUUUUUGGAUCCUGAUUGAUGACUGCCAUGAUAUUUUGCUUUGAUGUGUUUCUAAACGUAGUUGCACACGGUUCAGUAACAAUAAUGCUGCUAUCAAGUAUGCAAAUAUUGAAGUAUGAUGGUUUGACAGGAUGGCAGUGUUGUAGCAGCCUCUUUGUUUCUCCCUUUCCCUCUUUUUUUAAUCUUAAAAAGUCACUUUUUAUUUUUCUUCAGUCUUCAAUGAUGAGAGCAAUAUUAAGAAGACAUUGCUAUCUAAUUUUUAAUCUUUUUAAAUAAAAAAUUCCUAUGUUCAGUAGCAUGGUUGAUGCUGUCAUUUAGCCUUCCCCUCCAAACUGUAUACAUUGGCUUGGAAUGUUCACAACUUGCGUGUGUGGCAGCGGAAGAUAAUUCCCAUAUUCUACAUUGCUACUGUUUUGUAUAAAAUAAAUUGGUAAAGAUUGACACUUAACCUGUUGUACUUCUUUCUUGUCUGGGUGCAAGUUUGUUUUCUUAGGCAUUAGUGGACAUAACAUAAUGCUUUGUGUUUAGGAAGUGUAGGAACCCUGGUUCCCCCCCCCCUUUUUUGCAUAUUUUGGCAGAAAUGAUUGCCCUAGGCCAAUUAUGUUAAAAGCGUAGUUCUAUUUCUAAUAUAAGUACUAAUGGUACUUGAUGGAAUUAUGUUGAUAUUUGGUUAAGUAUUUAUUCUUUUGAUAACAUUUUUGGAUCUACUCUGGUCACAGGAUUGUUUUCUUAUUUCGGGUUUUCUGUUGUUUUCAUCUGCAAUAAGUGGACUAUUUUAAAGAUGUUUUUCUAUUUUACUUUUAAAAUAUACUUUUAAGUUACCUCUUACAGGUACAUAGUUUAAGUUAUCCAUCAAUCCUUCCCAAUAGUAACAAGCUAUAUAAAAUAAAGGGCCGCACAAGAAUAUAGUUUAUGAAAGAUUUUUUUGCAUUUCAGUUUCUUGAGUUAUACCUGAAAUUUUGGCUUUUAUUAAGUUGAAUAUUUAAAACAUUUGGGGUAUUUAAGUAUAUGACCACUUUUUUCAUGGUGUCCUACUUACCUUGCAGUCUGUACCAAAUCAUGAUCACAAUUUUAUAUUUAAUCUGUAUUGGUCUGAAAAGGGGAAUGCAGAAACUUCACUCUUGAAAGAUACUUAAAACUAUCAGUUUACUUCUUUUAUAUUCUCCCUGGCAUUUAGAAUAUUUUUUCCAUGCACUCAUAAUCAGUAGUUUUAUUUACCUGUUUCAAAAAUAAAGCCUAAGGAUUUAUUUUAAAUAUGUGCAGUGUGGUAGAGAAGAAGGAACAUUUCUCUAGGUGAUAGGGAACCUGGGUUCUAGUUGCUUUGCCUUCAAUUAGACUGAAAACGGUGAUAUUGGUGGUCACUUCACUGAUGUUUGUAUUCAUCAGAAACUUAAUAGAAGUUAAUAGCUAAGGGUUUUUUUUUUUCCCCCAUGCCUUUUAAACUGAAAACUUCUAAGAUGUAGUGGAAUCACCAAAAAUUUUUUUUUUUUUUUAAAGAUUUUAUUUAUUUAUUUGACAGAGACACAGCGAGAGCAGGAACACAAGCAGGGGGAGUGGGAGAGGGAGAAGCAGGCCUCCCACUGAGCAGGGAGCCCGAUGUGGGACUUGAUCCCAGGACCCUGGGAUCAUGACCUGAGCCGAAGGCAGACGCUUAACGACUGAGCCACCCAGGUGCCCCCAAAAUGUUUUCUUAAGAAAUAAGCCAUUUUCCUGAAAUAAUAGUAAUACUAAUAAGAAAUUGUAAAUCAUAUUGAACAGUUAAAGGUACUUUGUGCUUCCAUUACUAAUUUCAUCCUCCUGUAACAUCCCUCUUCCUAUUUUAUAGAUGAGGAGAUAGGCCCAGAGAGAUUAAACUUGCCCAAGAGGACAAAAGUAGCAAUUGAUGGAGCAAGUUUCCAUAUUUUUAUCUAAUUUGGUGUUUCCAAGGAAGCCAUUUGAUCUGUUUUGGAAAGAAAUAGACCAUAAUAUAUGUUUAAAACAAUGGUGCUAGGUUCUACUAAGGAUAUUAAACAUAUUUUCUUCUAGCUUUUCUUAUUAAGGAGAGGAUUUUCCUGAAGUGUCCAGUCACUUAGAAGUUAACCUAUGCUUUGUAUUUUGGGUGUUAAGCUUAUUAACUAUCCACUUAAUUUAUUCUAAAAAGCUACCAUGUAUUGAGUUCUUACUAAUAGGCAUUAUUCUGUAUACUUAUGUUAGCUCAUUUAAUCCUCACAGUAACUUUUCUCCUGAUUUUUUUUUUUUUUUUUUGAUGAGAAAACUGACAGGAACAUGGUAUAAAAGAUUGCUUUAUAAUUUUUUUCCCCUAUGCAGAGGAGUCAAAAUAAUAGACCUGUAAAAUUGAAAUGUUUGAUUAGCUAAUUGAAGACAUAAUUUUUCUUACUGUGAGAGGCAUGGUUUCUUCCAUGGACUCUGUGAUGUUAAUUCUAAAAAUCUCUACAUUGGUAACAUACAGUCCCAUAUGUUCAAGUCAAAAACAGAAAAUUCAGUUAUUCAAAGUUUAGAAAUCAGUCUGGGAUUUUAUUAUCUGGAGUAAAAGUUCAAGGGAAUGAAAUUGCAUUCAGGUAUGUCAUUUCUCUUUUGGCUUUGCUUUCCCUCUAUAAUGGCUUUAUUCUUAGUUGUAGUCUAAGUGUUCUAAAAAUGUCCAUCACCACCUCCAAUCUUCCAUUAUCCAUAUACUUAACCAGUGUCAGAAGGAGAGAGACCAGUUUUCCACUGAGUUCUGUAUCAUUUUCUCAGAAGGACUGAAUAGCCAUGAUAGUUUUCAUGGAGCCAGUUCUGAUCUAAUGUGUGUUCAGGGAAGUGGGGUUCUUUGACCAGCCAGUGUGGGAGGCAAAAGAGGCAGGUGAUAAUACGGUCAGCUCCAGGGGAAUUACAUCAGGAAGGGCAGUUUCCAAAUGACAAAGUAACAGAUGUCUGAUCAAAUUUAAUGCACAAUCUCAUAGAACUAUUAUCUGAAUGUCUGACUUUUCACUCACUGAGAAUAUUUUGUCAUAGGCAUAGCUUUCUUCUGGAUAUCUCUUUUCAUCCUGCUGUAGAAUGCAUUGGUCACUCUUCUGAAGGACAUAGAUCCUGCUUUGUCAUACUAUUAAAAUUACCCCAAGGGAUGUUGGAUGUAUGGAAUAAGAAAAAGGAAAUGAGAAUUGUUGCCAGCAUUUCACUGACUAUUCUAGUUUCCUGACCUCAAGGUAAGGGUGACUGACACAUGAAUUGUUUUAUCCUGAUUUUUAAAAUUGAUUUGGAUAGAAAAAGUGCCUAAUGCAAUUUGGUACACUUACUAAAAUGAGACACAUGACAUUAUUGGGCCAAACUUCCUUUUUGUGGGGUGGGUGGCAAACUUCUAGACCUCAAGUUCACUGUAAUAGGGAUAGGAAUCUUAACAGCUUAAUUUACAGUCAUCCGGCUCAUCUAAUUUUUUGCCUCCUCCUCGUUUCUAACUCUCACACUUUUGUGUUUCCCUUUCAGUUUCUUCUUUCUGUGUGUCUGUGUGGCAUCUGAAAGACUGUUCAAUCCUACUAAUGAUAUUCAGGGUGUAACAGGUCAGUAAACUCUUGUCGUAGAUUUGGCUUCCACUGAUGUCACUGAAAGGAACUUUAUUUUUAAAUUAUAUGGUAGGCAAGAAGACAGGCGGCUACAGUUAGCCUCUCAAAGUUUCUAAGGGACUCAGUGAUUCUGAAAUGUAAGUUGUUUUUAGCUGAAAAUAUUAAAUCAGUUGGCAAAUAACUGGCUAUUCGAAUGCAAAGAUGUGUACUUCCUGUUCAUUUGUAGUAUAUUUGAGAAGUAGAUGAGAAUUUUGGUACAAAUUAAGACUUUUUAAAGAUUUUAUUUAUUUGACAGAGUACAAGCAGGGGGAGGAAGAGAGGGAGAAACAGGCUCCCUUCUGAGCAGGGAGCCGGAUGCAGGGCUUGCCCGCAGCACCCUGGGAUCAUGACCUGAGCUGAAGGCAGAUGCUUAACCAACUGAGCCACCCAGGUGCCCUGAUACAAAUUAAGACUUAAGUGGUUUUUAUGGGAACAUUCCCUUUAGAUGAAGUAUUUUCCAUCUAUUCAACUUUAGAGAGUUUUUAACUGAAAUCUAUGGGGAUAGAAUGUUAUUGGGAUUAAUUUUAAGCUUAGAACAUUAACUUGUUCUUUUUUUAUUUUUGUGUUUUCAAACUUUAAAUGCAUAUGAAAUAUAUACUAUAUACAGACUUCCUUUUGGGGAUUUUGGAUAAGGUUAAAUCCCCAUUUUUGUCAUGUCUUAUUUCAAAAUCACAUACCCAUGUUCUGUUGUAUAGAAAACCUCAUGCAAAAACUGGGGCUAUCAUCAUACUUUGUAAGCAGACAUCUUUAGAAACCUACAUUGUAAUAUAGCAGCUGUCAUUACUGCCAUGAGGACACACAGUUUUGAGAAUUUGAGAACAGACCCCACUAACUUUUUAUUAUUAAAUGUUAAAUAAUGGUUAUGGUGAAUGUUACUGAUUUCCUAUAUGGCCACCAUUCUUUUAUUUAUCCUGACAGUUCUUUAACUGUCACUUAAGUAUCCUGUCCCACCUUGUGAAUUAGGAAUAGCUGGCCCCAUCCUCAGAGUAGACUUGAGGAUUUAGGAAUAGCUGGCCCCAUCCUCAGAGUAGACUUGAUUGGCCUAUAUUAGUUUAUUCCCCUAGGAACUCCUAAAUCAGUAAGGGCAUGGCAUUCCUUUUGCCAGGGCUUGGCUUAGAACUGAGCAGUUUUACCAUACAUAGAUAGGCCAGUGAAAUGCCAUGGGAGUUUUUCUGAGGAUUUCUGGGAAAGAGAUUUAUUUGCUCUCAGGAGACAGACACUAGAAGAGAUACUUUUUCACCUCAGGGAACUAAAGUAUGUGACUGAAGCCUGGAAUUGUUCUACUAUUUUGCCAGCUUCAGGAAACUGGUUUAAGAUGAAUCCAACAAACAAGAAGACAAAGCCCGAAUUACCUUGCAUGAUAGAAUAGAAUAGAACUUUUUUUAAUCUUUGAGGAACUUUUCUUUUUCACUGGACCUUGAAACAAAGACCCUGCAAGUACAGUCAAGGAUUUGGAAAGAGGUCAUAGAUCUGAAUAAAAUAUAGAGGAUGAGGGCGCAGGAUCAUUAGGGACAAACACAUUAUGUUAAAGUACAUUUCAGCUUAUCCAGAAGUCAUACAGGGAUAUGUCUUGUAACUGGACUCAUCAGAUCCAAGUGUGGAUGUGGAGGAAAGGUGCUCAGAGCACAUUGGAGUUGCAUAAUAAAAAAUAGGGUAAGGAGGAAAAUCAAAGGAGAACUUUUAUAAUGUCACAUUUAAUCAUCAUCUCUGGUGGGUGCUUCAGACUUUAUUGCAUGCAAUAAAGUCAGGCUUUUUGGUUUUUGUUGUUUAUUUUGAGCCUCAUUAUUUUAACUCAAUAGCCCACAAUCGUAUUUUUUAAAAUUUGAGGUAUAAUUGACAUACAACAUUAUAUUAGUUUCAGGCAUACAAGAUAGUGGAUUUGACAUUUAUAUAUUUUGCAAAAUGGUCAUCACGAAAGUUUGGUUACUGUCUGUCACCUUACAAAGUAAUGCAAUGUUAUUAACUAUAUUCCCUAUGCUGUACAUUGUAUCCCUGUGACUGCUUUUAUAACUGGACCUUUGUACUUAAUUGCCUUCACCCAUGUCUUCUCCCACCACCACCUCCCUCUCUGGCAACUACCAAUCUGUUCUCUGUGAGUCUGGGUUUUGUUUGAUUUUUGUUUUAGAGUCCACAUAUAAAUGAAAUCAUAUGGCCUUUUUCUCUGUUAGACCUAUUUCACUUAGCAUAAUACCCCAAGGUUUCUCCGUGUUACUCAAAUGACAAGAUAUCAUUCUUUUUAUGGCUGAGUAAUAUUCUAGCGUGUGUUUGUGUGUGCACGUGCACAUGCAUGCGUGUAUCCUGUCUUUACCCAUACCCAUUUGUUCACCAGUGGACACUUAUGUUGUUUCAAUGUCUUGGCUGUUGUUAAGUAAUGCAGUGAAAGUCGGGGUGCAUAUAUAUCUUUGAACUGGUGUUUUCAUAUUCUUUGGGUAGAUAGUAGUGGAAUUGCUGGGUCACAUGGUAGCUAUAAAAUUUUUUGAGGAACCUUAACACUGUUUUCUGCAGUGGCUGAAUCAAUUUACAUUCCCACCAACAGUGUACAAGGGUUCCUUUUUCCCCAUAUCCUCAACCACACUUGCUAUUUCUUGUCUUUUUGAUAAUAGCCGUUCUUACAGGUGUGAGGUAAUACUUUGUGGUUUUGAUAUGCAUUUCUCUGAUGAUUAGUGAUGUUAGCACUUUUUCAUGUAUCUGUUGGCCAUCUGUAUGCCUUCUUUGAAGAAAUGUCUAUUCAGAUCUUUUGCCUAAUUUUUUUUAAGAAUUUUUUUUUCCUUGAGAAAGCACACAUGAGUGGAGAUGGGGAGGGGCAGAGGGAAAGGGAGAAGCAGACUCUCCACUGAGCAGGGAGCCCAGCUCAGGGCUCAAUCCCAGGACCCCAGGACCAUGACGUGACCCAAAGGCAGACACUUAACUGACUGAGUCACCCAGGUGUCCCUUUUUGCCCAUUUUUUAAAUUGGAUUCUUCUUUUGCUAUUGAGUUGUUACUAAUUCUUUAUAUAUUGUGGAUAUUCAGCCUUUAUCAGAUACGUGAUUUGCAAGUAUUUUCUGCUGUUCUGUAGGUUGCCUUUUCAUCUUGUUGAUGAUUUCCUUUGCUGUGCAGAGGCUUUUUACUUUGAUACAGUCUCACCUUUUUAUUUUUGCUUUUGUGGCUUUUGCCUUUAGAGUCCUAUCUAAAAAAUCAUUGCCAAGAUCAAUGUCAAGGAGCUCGCCACCCAUGUUUUUCUUCUAGGAUUUCUGUGAUUUCAGGUCUUAAGUUCAGGUCUUUAAUCCAUUUUGUGUUAACUUGUGUAUGGUGUAAAAUAGUGAUCUAGUUUCAUUUUUUUGUUUGGGGCUGUCCAGUUUUCCCUGCUAACACCAUUUAUUGAAGAAACUUCUUUCCUCAUAGUAUAUUCUUGCCUUUGUUGUAAAUUAAUUGACAAUAUAUGCAUGGGUUUAAUUUUGGAUUCUGGAUUCUGUUCCAUUGUUUUGUGGUUUUGUUUUUUAAGUAGGUUCCAUGCCCAGCGUAUAGCCCCAUUGUGGGCCUUGAACUCAUGACCCUGAGAUCAAGAUCUACACUGAAAUCAUGAGUCUGAUGCUUGCCUGACUGAGCCACCCAGGCGCCCCACCAGUACCCUUCAGUUUUAAUUACCAUAGCUUUGUAAUGCAGUUUGAAAUCAGGGAGUGUGAUGCAUCCAGCUUUGUUCUUUUUUCUCAAGGUUGCUUUGACUAUUCAGGGUCUUGUUUCCAUACACAUUUUAUGAUUGUUCUUCUGUUUCCAUUGUAAAUGCCAUUGUGAUUUUGGUAAGAAUUGCAUUGAAUAGGGCGCCUGGGUGGCUCAGUUGGUUAAGCGACUGCCUUCGGCUCAGGUCAUGAUCCUGGAGUCCCGGGAUCGAGUCCCAUAUCGGGCUCCUUGCUCAGCAGGGGGUCUGCUUCUCCCUCUGACCCUCCCCCCUCUCUUGUGCUCUCAUUCUCUCUCUCAAAUAAAUAAAUAAAAUCUUAAAAAAAAAAAAAAAGAAUUGCAUUGAAUAUGUUGUUUUGGGUAGUAUGGACAUUUUAACAAUAUUAAUUCUUCCCAUCUGUGAGUACAGAGUAUCUUUCCAUUUAUUUGUGUCUUCAGUUUCUUUAGCAAUGUCUUAUAGUGUUCAGUAUACAGGUCUUUCAUUUCCUUGGUUAACUUUAUUGCUAGGUAUUUUAUUCUUUUUGAUGCAAUUGUAAAUGUUUUUUCUUAAUUUCUCUUUCGAUAGUUCAUUAUUAGUGUGUAGAAACGCAACAAAUUUUGUAUAUUGAUUUUGUAGCCUAUUAACGUUACUGAAUUUAUUAGUUUUAACAGUCUCCUGAGAGCAUCUCUAUAGGCCUCUAGAAGUGUGCUAUACCAGAAGGCUGGCCCUUAGGCCAAAGCUCCUGGAAAUAGGCCUCUCUCUCAGAAAGACUGAGGAUGUGCUUCUGUCUGCUAUCUGUGCAGUACCCUUGGGAUAGUAAUCUGCCAAGAGCUGCCUUUCCAGUUGUUAUAGCCCAUGGGACCCAGGAAUGAAAGCCCCACAGGCCUCCCAGGGCUGAGUGAUCAAGGGCUUCCCCUGAGUUGCAGCCAUAAGGUCAGGGACACCAGAUGUAAAAAUUGGGGAUCAGAGGAGUGUAAAAGCUUCCCUCUGGGGAAUUCUGGCACUCUGGAGAGUGGUUGGUAGAGGGAGAGUAUGAACAUGAUGAGGAGGGGGGGGAUGUUGUCAAAAGUGGCUCCCAGCAGCCUCCAUCCCCUGAGAGUAUCCCAAAAAACUCCUGCCUUUCUGGCCAGUGCUUUUAAGGUUAGCAAAUGAGUUUCUUUCACACAGGUUUGGAAGCUUUUCAGAUAGCUGCUUCUGCGCUGGGCCCUGUGGUGAGUGAUUCUGCAUGCGAACCCUUUUUAAGAGCUGUUUCUCAGUUCAUUACAGUCCUUUGGGUCUUGUGGACAUGAGCCCAUUAGCUUUCAAACCAUGCGUUUUGGGGGUCUUAAAGUUGGGGUGCCCAGGGGCGUCUGGGUGGCUCAGUCGUUAAAGUGUCUGCCUUCAGCUCAGGCCAUGAUCUCAGGGUCCUGGGAUUGAGCCCCGCAUCAGUCUCCCUGCUCGGCAGGAAGCCUGCUUCUCCCUCUCCCACUCCCCAUGCUUGUGUUCCUGCUCUCGCUAUGUCUCUCUCUCUGUCAAAUAAAUAAAAUCUUUAAAAAAAAAAAAAAGUUGGGGUGUCCAAUUUGGGGGACUAAGCCUUUGCUCUUCAGGAAGAAGUUUCAGGGUUGUGAGUUCCCUCCCAAUUGUGGUUCACUGCACUGGGGGUGGGGUUUAAGUGAGAUUGGGUCUCAAGCUCUCCUGUUUGCCUUAAUGUGGCCUCUUUCUCAUUUGCCCAAUGUAAAGGCAUUGCUUAGCUAGUUUUAAGGUCUUUCUCAGAAGUAAUUAUUACAUAUGUAGCUGUAGAUUCCAUGUGUCUGUGGGAAGAGACAAGUUCAGGAUCUUUUGUACGUUACUAUCUUGAACUGCCUCCUCCAAAAACACUAUCUAGUCUUAGAGCUUCAUUAAAAAGGUUAAGCAAAUCUGAACUAGUAUUUGUAAGUAUAUUCAAUACAGCAUGUCAGUAAAUUUACAUUAAAUUCAACAAAAAUGUAUGAUACGUUUUCAGUGGGAUACUUUGGGAGAUAAAGAGAUAAAAAAGACAAUCUUGGGCGCCUGGGUGGCUCAGUUGGUUAAGCGACUGCCUUCGGCUCAGGUCACGAUUGUGGAGUCCCAGGAUCAAGUCCCGCAUCGGGCUCACUGCUCAGCGGGGAGUCUGCUUCUCCCUCUGACCCUCUUCCCUCUUGUGCUGUCUCUCAUUCUCCCUCUCAAAUAAAUAAAAAAAAUCUUAAAAAAAAAAAAAAAGGCAAUCUUUGCCUUCAAGGAGGUUAAAUCUUAUAUGGAGAUAAAAUACAUAUUCAGGGGGCGCCUGGGUGGCUCAGUCGUUAAGCAUCUGCCUUUGGCUCAGGUCACAAUCCCAGGGUGCUGGGAUCGAGCCCCACAUCGGGCUCCCUGCUCCUCGGGAAGCCUGCUUCUCCCUCUCCCACUCCCCUUGCUUGUGUUCCCUCUCUCACUGUGUCUCUCUGUCAAAUAAAUAAAUAAAAUUAAAAUAAAUAAAUAAAUAAAAUAAAAAAUAAAAUACAUAUUCAGGGAGAAUGUGAGUUUAAACUCAGAUGAUGAAGCAGGAUUGUUUGGGGAAGUGGAUGAGAUUUAGAAAUGGUAUAGACGUAUGGGUGGGGUUUUGGAAAUGGGAGAGGACUAUAGUUGAAAAUGUAUUCAAGGCUAUGUUAGAGCUAGAUUGCCAGGAAUUAUUUGCUGGGGUUGUUUUUUUUAAUGUAAAUAAUACUUCGGAAAAUUCUGAAGUACUAUAAUUAUCUAUUGAAAUUACAACAGUAGUAGAUACCCCUUGAACAAAUAUUAAAUCAAAAAGUACAUAAAAUGUGAUAGUCUCACUUUCCAAUCUUAAUUUCCAUGGGCAGCGUUAUCAGUUUGAUAUUUAUUAUUCCAGGCUUUUUAAAAAUAUUUAUAUAAUCAUCUGUAUGCUUUGUUUUAAGAUUAUUAUUUUAGAAAAUAAUGUAUAUUUUUGCAAAGAGCUUUUUUGCACUGCACAGUGUACCAUGAACAUUCUUCUCAGUUAGUGUGUAUUGAAUGCCUUUUUUUCUUUUUAAUGGCUUCAUAUUUUCUAAUAAUGAAUGUACCAAAAUGUCUUUUAUCCAUUUACUUAUCCUUGGACAGUUACAGAACUUCUAAAUGUUGCUGUUACAACUAUGCUAUAAUGAAUAUUCUUGUACCUAUAUUUUAAUACUUAAACUAUUUUUCAUAAGAUAGUCUUGAAUGAUAUGGUUUGGUCAUUUUACAUUUUGAUAGGUAUUGUCAAGUCAUUCUUCAAACAGUUGUACAAUUUACUUAAACAGUCUCUGAGAUUUGCCCAUUUACUAUAUUCUCUUAUCAGUACUAGAAUAUUUAGAGCCCUUAAAUUCCUGUGAGUCUAACAGGAGAAAAACAUUAUUUCAUUUUUGUAUUAGUUUGUGUUUCCAUACUUACUUAUAAAUUUGAGCAUCUUUUCAUAAAUUCAUUUAACCAUUUAUAUUUCUUUUCACGGCAAUUGCCUUUCCUAGUCUCUGCUCAUAGAUUUGUGAGUACUUUUUUAUUAUGCUUUAAGUAUGUGAAUAAUACACACAUGAAUAUUAAUUGUUUGUGAUGUGUAUUCUCUACUAAUGAUCAGUUAUCUGUUUAUGGUAUCUUCCUUCAUACAAAACUUUAAAUCUUCAUACGGUUAAAUACGUAAGUAGUUUAUUUAUGGGCUCUUGAUUUUCUGCCGUUUUCACUGCCAGUUUCUUUUAUAUAUUUUUAAAUUUUAAAGUUUUUUUUUUUUUAAGUGUGUACUAUUUGAUCUGAAAUUUCUUUUUCUAAGAAUAUGGCUUUGGGAUCUCAUUGCAUAUUGUCCCAACACCAUUUAUCAUUGAGUAAUCAUGUCUGAAUGAUUUUCCAAGCCUCUUUUAUCACACACUGAAUAUCUGUAUACACCUGGUUCUGUUUUGGAUGCUGUUCUGAUACUUGAUCUCCAUAUCUAUGUCUGCACCAGGGCCGUAUUUUAAAGCUGUGGUCCACCCUGUGUGUAUUGUUCACUUUCAGUUUUCCUUUUUGUACAUUUAAUAUUAUUCCAUAAUAACAGUAUAACAUUUUCGUGCCUUUUAAAAAUAUUUUUGGGAUUUUGAAAUAGAUUCAUUGAGCCCAUUAACUCUUUGGAGGGAAUAGUUUAAAUGUUGAGAUUACCCAUCCAGGUACAUGGUAGUUCUUGUCAUUUUUUCAUGUCUUUGUUUAUGUUUUUAAGUAAAUCUUUAUAUUUUUCUUCCAAUAUGUAUUACACAUUUCUCAUUAGGAUUAUUUUUAUUUAUUUUAUGUUUCUGUUGCUAUUGUGACAAAUUCUACAAUACCUUAUGAUUGAUUUUUUUUCUCUCUUAGGAAAUAAACUGAUUUUUAUUUAUUUAAAGAUUUAUUUAUUUUUAGGGGUCAGGAGGGGAGGGGCAGAGAGAGGGACAGAAUCUUCAAGCAGACUGUCUGCUGAGUGUGGAGCCAGAAGGGAAGUCGGGCUAGAUCUCACAACCAUUAGAUCAUGACCUGAGCCAAAAUCAUGAGUCAAGAUGCUUAACCAGCUGAGCCACCCAGGCGCCCUGGAAAUAAACUGAGUUUUGAUACUGCUCUUAUAUUUGGUCAUCUUACAGAAUUUAAGUAAUCUGUGAUAAUUUUUCAUUUGUUGUGUUUGAUUUUUCUCAACACCAUAUUACUCACAAAUGAUGACAAAUUUUCUUCCUGUGUUCCAAAUUUUAUUAUUUUUACAUAUUUUUCUUUUGAAUUGGCCAGGCUUUCCAGUACAGUACUGAAUAGUUAAGAUUAACAACUAAACAUUCUUGUCUAGUUCUUGACUUUAAUGAUAAUACUUCAUUGAGGAAGGGGAAAAAAACCAACUUAGCAAAAACUUAAGAACUCAUACUUGUGGUUGAACAUAUCAAAUGGUAUCUAUGGGCUUAUAUUGAAAAAGAAGUAUCUUACGAUCAGCCUUAUUUAACCAUUUCAGUUUCUGUUUUUGCUGAUAGUUGUCACAUCUCUAAAUAAUAGUAUAUAGCUGUUUCAAAAUUUAUAAAGUUUAGAUAAUAUAUAUGUAUUUAAUAAAUUUAUCCAACCCUCAUAAAACUUUUGCCUCCUUCCAAAUCAGCCGUAUUUUUAGUCUCAGUUCCUCCACUGAGAAACUGUGACCACUAUCUUUUUUUUAGAGAAAGUUUCACUUGUCUCUUCAUUUUGUAAGAUGAGGAAAUUGGUUCUUCUUUCCUUCUACUUACCUCUUUACCUCCAUUAACCUCCUGCCUUCAGCUAACUACUCUAAAAUAUGCUGCUUUUACAUUGUCAAGGUUGAUAACGUUUAUGUUGUUUUGUAGCUGUAGUUAAAGCUUCUGUCAUUUGUAGAUUGAUUCUUAACAUAGUCCAUAAAUACCAUUUUCUUUGCUUUGUAUAUUGCAACUAUUCACUCCAAAGCCAAAUAUACUGCUUGCUUCUUUAUGUGUUACAUGUCAUGACACCCAUGCUCCUGAAUGGGAUAAUAUUCCUAGGGUAAAUUUUAAUUGGAUUUCUCCCCCCCCAUCUUUCUUCCUCUUUUUCCUCUUUAUCUCUUUACCUCUUCCUCCUCCUCAAUCCCCUUCAACACCCCCUGCCAGUAAUUUUCUUCAUUUCCUCACUUUUCAAGUUUCUCAGUCAUCCUCUCUUUCACUUAUUUUUUAACCAAGAGGUCUUCUGCUGGAGGCAUGUGUCUUCCUUUUCCAACCUGACUAUAGGACUUGGCCCAGCAAAUCCACAGAAUCACUGUUUAGUGAUUCCAAUUUCUUUUUGUUUCUUGGUUUAGAGUUUUGUUUUAUUGGAGUAAAUUCUUCACAUAAGUACCUGAGAAAGUUUAAUAGUCAUUAGUGCUGUUUACCAUAUAUUUUUUUCCUCUGCACACACCACCCACCUUCUAGGUUUGUAUGUUUCUACUGCCUAAAGUUAACUUGCUUUCUUUAGUGAAAAGCCUCUUUUCUUAUGUGAGAGUCACCAGAUAGUGGCAGUUUUGUCAGCCUGGCUUCUAGGGUGAGGAUAAUUUGACACAGAACUUCCAGUGUAACUGCAGUGGACGUGGAACAUGAGAGAGAAAUACACCUUUAUUGUUUUAAGACUGGAAAAUUUGGGGGUUAUUGCAGCAUAACGUAGUAUAUUCUGACUGAUGUAGGAAGGAUGUGUGAGUUUGUCUUAAUUCCUAAAAUAUUUGAAAGUCUGUUUUCUGAAUACUUGAUAGCUAAUUUGGAGAGAUGUAAAACUCUAGAUUAAUAAAAUUUCUCAGAAAAAUAAAGACAUUGAUCUGUUGUCCUAGCAUUUCUUGUUGCUGAUGAGAUGCUGGGGGAAGUAUAAUUCCAGUUCCUUUGCAGGUAAUCAGAAAUUUUCCCUUCCCAAAUCUUUUAGGAUCUUCCAUUUAUCCUCGUUUAAAAUUUCAUAGUAAUGAAAAUUUUAUGCAUCCAGCUUGGCUCUCCAUUGGCUGUUUUUGAAGAUCACAUACAUGUCUACUCUGGAAAACUUCAUUGCAUUGUUCUGCUAAUUGCUGCCUUUUUACCUUCUCAGUUCUUUUUUUCUUCAGUUUAUCUUACUUGGACCCCUACCUAGAUUAAUACUUUCUCUCAUUUCUCACACUUUUUGUUAUCUUUGUCUUUUGUUUAUACAUUCUAAGAGAUAUCCUUAUAUUAUGUUCCAACAUGUCUUUUGUUUUCACGUAUUUCAAGUUCAGCCACUAUAUUUUUAUCUUUCAAGAAUGUCUCUCUCAGCUUAGUUUCCCCCAGAAAGCUGCAGUUAAGACAAAGGUUUGCAUGUUAGUAUUUUGUUUCUCGAACUGAUCCUAUGAAACAGGAGUGUGGGAAAAGGAAAAUGACAUAAGGAAGGAGGGAAAGCCAGUACCAAGGUAUCAACCUGGUCACUGUUGUGGAGAAUUGGUUUCUGUCCUGCUGGGACCAUCUACAGUGGUAUGUAGAAUAAUGGUAGAGGAGAGAAUGUAUUAUGGCUCCUGUCUCCCAUUUGUCAAGGGUUCUGUAUGGUGUAUCUCUGCUGUAUUUGGAUCUUCAUGUGGUCAACAGAGGUUCUCAUAGGUGUCCCACACAGUAACAUCGGAGAGACUCGGGCAGAAAGCAAGAUUGUGCAGGACAGCUGGUAAGUGAUUGGUUAUCUCUUUAAGGAAGCUGACUGAUAAUGCAGUGGCUGAAGGGAAACAAGGGUUGUGGCGGGAUAGCAGUGAAGAGGUGAGGUGGGGCAAAAUUAAUGAUAACUAUAGUCUACAUUUUGCAAUGCUCUUAUCCCUUGGUGCCCUCUCUUAAGUCCAUUCAGUGACAGAGUUUUCAACAUGGUGGCCAAGUUCAGCCUUUACAAAGGGGUGUUAGUAAGAACAACCUUUUGUCCUCACUGUGCAACUGGUUCUGAGGGAAUAAGUAUUUAUCAUCUUCCUCCUUUAUUACAAAUUUCAUAUUUCCCUCUCUGUGGGCCAGCAGUUUGGCUCUUUGUUCUGAAUUAUUAGUCUGAUGGGAUGACAUGAGCCUUCAUCCCCAAGUUACCUUAGCCUUCUUGGACAUGGUUGCUGCAAGUACAUGCUUAAGAGUUAACCAUUAGGCACUGAGUUCCUAUCUCUCUGAAUUUUAGGCAUUCCUUUACAUCUCCUGGGUCUUGGAACAAUCCCUAUUUCUUUCCUAUCAUGUAACUGUGAUCCUAAUCAGAGUAAUUGUCAGAGUCAGUUGUCCCCACUAAUAACUAUUUUCUGUCUCACUGAUACGAGGAGUCCAAAAUGACCAAGUCAUAGCUUUAGUUGGUGGAAACCUUACUGUGUCCCCUGAUAGAUUUUUCUCUAUCAACCUACCCUCAGAAGCAGAACCCAGAAGAAUCUGGGGAUUCAAGAUUUUCAGGCUUUUCCCCCAACCCCAGGUCUCAGGGUUCCAUUCUUUUUCUUUCCAGGCCCUGAGUUUGGCAUAGGAAGCCUGUUGAGGUUGUGAGUUGGGUCUCUUUUGUAGCUCUGCUAUCUUUGCCAUUAAAUUCUAAACCUGGUUUUCUGAUGCUUUAGAAGAAAAGAGUCUAAACACUACCAAGGAGAACUUCUUUCACAGCAUCUUUCGAUUUGAUAUUUGUUUAAACUGAGCUGUCAUUUUGUUUUUACAAGCCUUCUAAAACUGUUAACAAAGCUUUUUUCACUCUAUAUACUAUGUAAUUAACGGUUGUGCCCAUAUAGUCUGUAAGUCAGUACUUUACUUCCCCAUUCUUUACUCCCCUGUAUGAAUCAAAAAUUGUGAUUUUACUGAAUUCUAGGAGUUGUCACCCUUGCACAUGUCAUCAGCAAUGAGAUGAUUCUUGCCAGUUACGAGUGAAUUGUCCCAUUCCCAAGUUUCAUCUUGUGGAUCUGCUUUUAAAGCCAGCUCUGGUAUAUGUGAUAUCAGUCUGUGUUCUCCUCAGAGCCUGAGAUAAGGAUCAGAAUGCAGUAGUUUAUUUUGAGAAAUGCAAGGGUUCCGGGAGUAAAGGACAGGGAAAGGUGAAACAGGAAAGUCCAGGAAAGGGAAAAAGUCAGUACCUGUGUAUUACAAAGCUGAUCAUCACUGUGGACAAAGUUGAUCAUCAGUAGGACUUAAUCCAACUGAGACCCAGUAAGCAGCUAUGGAAUAUACCCACAAAUGACUACCUGAAGGAUAGGAGAGAACUGUUGAACAUACUGCUAGAUUAUACACAUAAGUGCUAGAUGAGUUUGUUUAGCAGUUGUAUGCAGUGGUGCAUGGUGCAGAAAGUGAGAGAUCUGUGCUAUUAGGUUAUAACUGUACAGUAACUCCUUGUCACAGCAAAAACUGGAGGAAAAAAAAUGGGCUUGAAAAGAUAGGAGAUGGGGCAUCAGAGGUGUGAAAUAUACAAAAGCUCUCCCUUUUUUGUUUUAUUUUACAGUAUAUUGUAUGGAUUAAGUAUUUUUGAUAUCUGAAGUUACUAAUACAGUUAAUCUUUCAUUUUUAAAAAUUCUCUCUUCAUUAGGUCCAUUGUGAGGGGGUGUGUGUGUGUGUAUUUGGCACUAAAAUACACACAUUGCCAUUUUAUUAGCUUUCCCCAAUGUUUGCUAAUCUUUGGUUGUCUGUUUAUAUUUAAGAAUGAGGCAAUAGAAUGACUCACUGGGAUCUCUUUGUACCAGUGAAGGACUUGAUAAUGAUGGAUUUUUGUUUGUUUUUUUAAGUUCAUCUAAGACUUUUAUUUUUGGCCAACUUUGACGUUCAUGCUGUUUGUAUAUACUAGGCAUUACCUAAGGGGCCCUGUAAAUGUCAGAAUAAGAAAGGCUUUACUUAGAUGUGUUACAUUGAUUCUAGUUAAUUUAUUUUACCCUAGACAAUUUAUUUCCUUUAGAAAAGGACCCAGAUUUUUUGGUGGUGGGGAGAAUAAGGAGGGUAGAGGUAGAUAGGGUGUAGGGACCAUAGUAUAAGUGUCUAGCUUCUAGACUUUUUUUUCUUGCACCAGGAUCCAAUCCAGGAUCAUAUGUUACAUUUAGUUGUCAAACCUCUUUAGUCUUUUUUAAUCUGAGAUAAUCUUUUAGUCUUCUUUUUCUCUUAAUUUUAACACUUUUGAUGAAUUCUUGGCCAGUUAUUUGAUAGAAUGACCUUCAGUUUAGGUUUGCUUGAUGUUUCUUUGUGAUUAAAUUCAGAUUGUGCAUUUUUGGCAAGGAUAUUGCAGAAGUGAUGUGCUCUUUUCGCUAUCAUUUUCAUGAGGCAUAUGCUGUUAAUGUAUCUCAUUAAUGAUACUAACUCUGAUCACUUGAUUUAAGAUGAUGUCUGCAGGUUUCUGCACCAUAAAGUUAGAUUUUUCCUUUUAAAAUUAAGUAUUUUAUAAGGAGAUACUUGGAGAUUGUGUAAAUAUCCUGUUUGUCAUCAUGCCUUUGCCUUCCAAUUUUAGUAUCCAUUGAUAGAUAAUUCUUGCCUAAAACAAAUAUUACUGUGGUGUCUGCCUACUAGUGAUUUCUGUAUCCAUAAUUUCUUCUAUAAUUAUUAAUUGGAAUUCUACCAUGAGGAAGAACACCUCCUUUCCUCCACUUACUUAUUUUUGUUUCUUUCAAUAUAGAUUUAUGGAUAUUUCAUUUAUCCUAUGAGUCAUGAUCUAUAACUAUCAUUUUUUUUAUUUUAUUGUUCAAAUUAUUCCAGAUCUGAUUCAAUGGAGCCCUCUCCAGUUGUUUCGUAUUUCCUUUUGACAUGUUCCCAUCAUUUAAUAUACUUCAAGAUGAUUCAUGCUUAUCUUGUACUUUUCUUGUUCCAGAACUAAAAUCAAUCAUUUGUCUAGGAAGCUAUGGUUCCUAUUAUUGAGGAAUAAUACCUAGAAAUUAAGAUCUGGGUUGUAGCUAUGCUCAUUGUUGCUAGGAUGUUACUGCUUCUAGGCCCUUCCUGUCAGAGUUGAGAAAUAUAUGUAUGUACAGUGUAACUUUUAUUGGCAGUUGAGAAAAAACAUUUUGAUCAUUCUAACAAAAAGGCAGGAAAAGGAGAAUGCAGUGAGAAAAAACAUGGUAAUUAAAUGUUAAAUUGUUACAGGUAAGUGCAAACUUUAAUGUAAUACAUUCAUUUCAUUUAAUGUAAUACAUUUACAUUAAAUAUGAAUUAAAUAAACUCACCUAUGAAGAACGAGUAUCAGACUUUUUAAUCCACCUUUUAUUGUUUAAAAGAAAAAUAACUAAUACAAAAUGACCUAGAAUUAUUUUAUAUAUGUGUGUAUUUAGCCAGUACUAAGUGAAAAUUAAUGUAGUACUAUUAAUAUCAAAGUAGAAUAAAAGAUGCAAAGUACAACGUGUGAUAAAGAGAAACAUUUCUAUGGGUAGAAGUAAUUCACUACGAAUUAACAAAUAAGAAAAAUUGUAAGAUUUUAGUAUACCUCAGAAACUGAUAAAUCAAGCAAACGAAAAAUUCAUAUGAAAAUUCUUUUGGUAACAAAAGUUGGAAGUUGCUUAUUUUAGCAACGGAAGUGACAAGAUUCAUCAAUUGAAUUCGGCAGCUCACAGAAUGUAUAUACAUUCUUUUCAAAUGCAGAUGAAAAACUUUUAAAAUUGAACUUAGGGUCACAAAUUCUAAAGUAGCUCUAUAAAACAACUCUGGACUAUAGUGCAGUAACAUUUUUAAAAAUCAUUAAAAGGAAAUACCCUUUCCCCAAACAUAGACAUUUAAGAGUACCAUUCAGUGUAGUAGACGGAGCUGAUUUUAACUGACUCAACCCUUUUCCACUUCUGCUUCAAUUGCAUAUACAUCCUGAAGAAUAGACAACAUAGAACAACAUACACAGCCAAAUAUGAAACCAAGAAAGGAUAUCUGCCAAUUGUUAGCAUAAAAGUAAAUACCAUAAAUAGAUGCUUAUAGGAGCUAUUUAAAAAGUGGCUUUGGGAAAGAAUCAAAAAAAAAAAGAUAAGGGCCUCAACAGUAGGCAUCGAAAUUUACUCUUUCUGUAGAGUGCAGUGACUUCAGGCUAAAAGAGUAAAUUGUAAUGAAACUGGUGAUCCUGCUAGGCUGCAGCAGAGGCAAUCAAAAAACAUUCUGAAGGGAUGCUUUCACAAUACAGGAUGUGUGGAAUGUUUGCAGAAAUCAAUACCUGUUUAAGAUUAAUUCAUGAAAACUACAUGAGGGGAUAACCAACUGUACAAAAUAGGAUGAUUUGCACUUAAAGAUUGUAGAUAGAGAAAAAAAGUUGUUUAGACAUGAAAGAGUGGUUAACAUAAGAAUGGACUGGGUUGAGAAGGAUGUAUAAAACCACCAUUCUAAAAUUCUAGAAAUCAGAAAGUCAUUUAUUACAUGAAAUAUAAUUGAUUAUUUGAAAUAAAAUAGAACUGAAUGGUUGAAUAGAAGAAUGAACAAGACCAGUUGUAGAGAGAAUUAGUGAAUUUUCUGUUUUCCUGACUGAACCUUAGACAAAGGCCCUAGGAAUUUCCAGUAAACUGAUUAAAAUAUAGGUGUUACUUGCCAGCCCCUUACAUCAGAGCCCUCCUAAUUACUUGUUGUUCUUCUAAAGCUCUCUUGUUUCUAAUUGUUUUCCUGACCUUAACCACCCAUCCUGUGCUUCAUUGCAGCAUUUGUGAUUGAGUCACUGUAUUUGCCUCAGUUUUUGUCAUUCCAUUCCGACACUUGUAACUUAAUCAUAGCUCCAAAAGUCGUCAUCUUUGGGUUAGGAUAUUUGAUUAAUUUUUACCAGUUUAUAUCAUUUUCAUUGAUCUUAUUGCUUUGUCAAUCACUCUGAGCCACUGUCAUCCCCAGAAUUCUUUAGAUUUUUCACAGAUAACAAAUUUACCCUUUGUAGCUUCUUGUCACCAAAGAAGAGUCAGUAGAAAAACACCACAGUAGAGAAUGAGUGCAGUACAUGCAAACAACAAACCUGAAUAGACAAAAACAUACAAAAAGAUAGCCAGUGAGAUAAAGAAUUAGGGAUUUGCCAAUUAAAUCAAUGAAAUACAUUUCCAUAUCUUUUGAAUUGGUAAAAUACAUAUCCACGGUAGGAGAGGCACCAAAUAAUGGAUCACUCUAGUGCUGGUUCAAUGGCCGGCUGAACAGAUUGGUGAUGAGUGCAGAGUGGUUACAUGUGGGCCUAACAGAAUGACUCCCUCUAACCACUACUGCCCUAGCUACUACUGAUACAAAGACUCUAGCCUGCUAGUGUGUCUAUUCUGAUUAUACAUUUGGAGAUCAAUGAGGCUACAGACUCCGUGGGCCUCCUUCGGCCUCAUCUUUGAGGCUGGACUUCCCUAUAACCCCCCAUUUCACAAACUUCAUUUUAAAAUUAUUCAUCUGAGUUUUACCAUGAUGCAGUGCCCAAAGGUACAAAAUCUUUGGGAUUCGAACAAAUGAGAAAUGUGGAAUACCAUCUGCUGUGCCAGUUUUCAGUGUAUUGUGUCUCAGCUUCAGAUUCAGCUUUGUGAUAUUGAAUCUGAACACUGUCAACAUUUCUUCUUUGCCAGCUGGCUAAAUGUCAAGCUUCAUCAGUAGAGGACAUUGGGGCGACUGCAUAGUGUCAGGGGGACCCAUCCCUUUAAAGGCCUCAUCUUUCUUUAUUAUUCAGUAAUUUUUGUGACUCUUGUUGGAUUUUAAGAACAUGUAAAGAAUGUAUUUCAAAAUCCUAAAGAUAUACUAAACAGUAUAAGAAAACUAGUAGUAUAUUCGUAUUACUUAUCCUUUAAUAAACAUUGCAUUCUAUAUGGAAUAUGGAAAUUAAAACUCUUGGUUACAUAGUUCCUGACAUAGAUGGACCCAGCUUCCUACAUUAUUAUCAAUCAUUUGAUUUUUGUCUUCGACUUCUAUGGUGCUUAUGUAAUUCUGGUUGUAAGCAAUAUAUUUGAAAUAAACAAUACUAGCACAGAGAUUAUAAAGAUAAAAAAAGUUACAUCAGUUCUGUCAUUUUGUGUAACCACUUGGGAGUUUUGUGUUUAAAUUUUUUGGACUUAGACAUUCCAGAACCGCUAGAAUCAAUCUUGAAGAAACACUUGGAUAGUAUUGCAAUUUUGGGGAUUUAUAAUGGGAUUUUUGUGACUCUGCUGAAUGUGUCUUUAUGUUUACAUCUUUUCCUAAUUAUAAGUAUUACAUCGCUUUAUGGGAAACUUUUCAAAAUUAAAAGGAAUGAGAAUUCCUGAUCAUCUAUGAUUGGACAUAGGUUUAUGUAUCUGGCUGUAUGGUCUAAGGAUUGCAAAGAUCAAUUUUGACAAAGUCAUCAUUUGCAGAAGUUACUGCAUUAAGAGAAGUAGAUUGGAAUUCAGCUUGGGUAGUACACGCAGAGCUUCAUUAUGCCUCAGGCUAACGUGUAUGUGUAAGGUUUCGCUCCUUUUCUGCCCCCCCC
Messenger RNA from Mirounga angustirostris (Northern elephant seal), 23855 nucleotides. RefSeq names its product YTH N6-methyladenosine RNA binding protein C1 (gene YTHDC1). Gene Ontology annotation, cellular component: nucleoplasm. Gene Ontology annotation, biological process: mRNA splicing, via spliceosome; regulation of alternative mRNA splicing, via spliceosome. The transcript is spliced from 17 exons. Lineage: Eukaryota; Metazoa; Chordata; Mammalia; Carnivora; Phocidae. Bases 372 to 2588 code for a protein of 738 amino acids. Gene Ontology annotation, molecular function: mRNA binding; N6-methyladenosine-containing RNA reader activity. The record is from RefSeq and is a predicted model, not a curated record.